GAUCUCAAGGAUAGGGACUACCGCAAGUCCAAGUUGAUGCGCCAGCAGGUGGUGGCCGCGGCGUUCUACGGAGUGGGCGCGCAUGCCUGGGAUGCGGAGGAGAGUCAGGACGUUACGUUGGCGAAUGAGCCCAUCGAGCAGGAAGGUGACAGCGAAGGACGGGCCAGAAGUUUGGAGGUAACGGUCAUGGGCGCAGUGGCGGGCGCCUGGGACCAUGCUUCGAGUGCGGUGGCGGACGCCGUGCAGGAGCCUGUCCUGACAAAGGCGAUGAUAGAACGCUUCGACGGCCUCAUCCUGAUGUGCGAGCUCGCGUGCUCGGCGGAUGACGAUGUCGGGGACGCCGUGGAUCUCGACGACCUUGAUGUGGAGACGGUGCGCGUCGUGUCACGCGCCGCGGCGGCGGGUGACGGCGUCGUGGACUGCGGGGCCGCGAAGAAUAUCGGCGGCGCGGAGGCGAUUGAGAACCUGCGUGAGAUCCUGAUCGCGAGGGGCCAUCCGCCGAUGGAGGUGGACCCGGGCGACAGCCCGGUUUGCAAGUUGGGGGGCGGCGAGGUCAAGCGCGUGCUGUGCAGGGCCGCCGUCGAGCUACAUGUCCUGGUCACUUGCGCGAGCCUUCGCGCGCGUGCCGCGGGCGCUUCAGGCAUUCCGACUCCAGUGUCUAUCGAGGCGCUGAACUCCCUCAGAGCGGUGAUCGAUUUCGAAGCUGGCGUCGGCAUCUUCAAGGAGAUCGACCGCCAGAGGCUGGUCACUUUCCAGAG
Molecule: messenger RNA, 758 nt
Organism: Prorocentrum cordatum
Lineage: Eukaryota; Dinophyceae; Prorocentrales; Prorocentraceae
Source: the annotation of a GenBank genome assembly